This is a messenger RNA of Suillus paluster, 3595 nucleotides long. Its product is annotated as Symplekin tight junction protein C terminal-domain-containing protein. Bases 57 to 3470 code for a protein of 1137 amino acids. NCBI's taxonomy places the organism in Eukaryota, Fungi, Basidiomycota, Agaricomycetes, Boletales, Suillaceae. Gene Ontology annotation, cellular component: mRNA cleavage and polyadenylation specificity factor complex. The record is from RefSeq and is a predicted model, not a curated record. The transcript has 15 exons.
AGGAUAUUGUUUUCAGACUGUAGCAUCAGCUUUAACGUUGCAAAACACCUUGCAGGAUGGCAGGAAAUCCGGUUGACCCGCUGCAGACACUUUCUGCAGCGUUAGCAGUACCGGCAGACUCGAAAGAACAAGCAGAUAUACUUGCUACUUUACGUGAAUCUCUUGAAGCGCACCCAAAUCCCAUACCCAUCCUCUGUACAACACUCAUCAAAACUGUGUCGAGUGCCGGUGAUUCUCUCCUCAAGAGAUGGGUUCUUGAUCUCCUCCAUUUUGCUAUCUCUCGCUCUAAUCUGUCUACCGAAGUUCGCACACAACUCGCGUCUCAGUCCGUCGAUACGCUGGUCACGCUCCUGCAUGACUCAAAUACGCGUACUGUGAAGGUGUCUAUUCAGUGUUUGACAAGUGUCUACCCGCUUCUUUUCCGUUCAUUGUGUACAAACCGUACCCUACGCCAGCAAUGGGACGUCCUCUCGCAGUGCAAGGCGCGCAUCCUAGAAUUCAUAUGGUCGCCAAACGCCAGCAGUGGCGUGAAGCUCUCUGCCAUUAAGUUCAUGCAGCGUGUCAUCAUUGUCCAGACGCGGGGUAUAUCGGACCCUAGGCUUCAGAACAAAAACGAUCCCAACAUUGCAAACGUUCCUGCGGAUCACCCCUUCAUUCCAGGUCCUGCGUUAGAAGCCGAAGGCAUGAAACUUCUUGAGAGCGUGAUUACUAUGCUGUAUACCAGCCAGAACCCUGAGCUUCUGAGCGCGAUACUUCACUCUUGGAGCAAUUUAGUCAAGCAAAGGCCCGCCCUGGUACAUCUAGUUGUAUCCUCACUCUCGUCUUGGACUCCUGCCGCACUGUCCGGACUUCCAGCAUCGUCUAUCAAAAGCGUUGAAAAAGCUGUCCGUAUAUUGCUCAUCCAUAUUUCGAGGGGACCCCAUGGCUCUUCAUUUGGAGCUCAAAUCAACGAGGCGCUCUCCCAACAAGCUGCUCGCAUGGAACGGGCCUCCGCAGAGGAAAAGGCGCGCAAGGCUGCCGUCGCUGCGUCUGCAACAGAGGCUACCAGGAAACGACCUUCUUCUACACCAGCAGAGCAACCAUCUGAUGCUAAACGUAUGAGAGUCGACGCUGACAUUCCCGGAAAUGCGUCCGCUGCAUUCCUAGCUAGCUUUGACUUCACCACACUUCCAAUAUCUCUUAUAACAGAUCUUAUUGUCGCCAAUCUGCAGGCAUUUACAGAGCCAGCCCUGCUUGAGUUAGUACAAGCUUACAGACAGAGCAGAGGGCUGGCUCCUGGCCUUCCUGCACCCAGAACUCCGCAGCCCCCUCAACCUACGCCGGAACCAACUCCUGCCCCUGGGCUUUCUACAGAACCUCCUGUAAAGGAUGAACCUGUGGAUCCACUUCAAAUGGAUAUCGACGAGGAGGAAAUGGAAUAUGAGCCUGAUAGACUCAACAUGGAGCUUUCGGGCGAUGAAACUAUAGCGGAGGAAGAGACAAUUCCAGCGGAUCUCCCAGAAGCCCUCACCCUUGACCUUCUCGAUUCCAAGAUACUCGAACCAAAAGAAUUGACCGACGUUGAGCGAAACGCUUUGAUCCGUGGAUCCGUCGCCCGAAUAUGGGACGGAACAGAAGAACUCAAGGCUGAUUCAAUUGUACCGUCACAAUGGCCUGGCGCUUCUCCUACCGAUAUGUGGAUGAUGCUUAUUGUUCGGAUGAUCACACGAGUAGCUCAUCUUGAUGGUGAUCAACCGCCCGAAGAUGGAGGAGACGAGCCGAAAGUUCCACAGGAGAAAACCGCAUUGGACUUCUAUUCGCGACAAGAUAAUUUACGACAAACAUUAUGCGACUACAUAAUGGCUGAUUUUCCCUCACGACUUCGUCUCGUCACAACGUGGAUGAAUGAAGAAUGGUACAAUGAUCUUGUUUCCACGUAUCAGACCGUCUUGGAAGGCAAGCCUGAGGGUAAGCCUGACGGCAAGGAUAAAGCUUUCGCACGUUUUCUACUAGAUUUACCCUCCGUGCCUCCCGACGUCCUGGGUCUGUUACGUGAUCUAUCUGUUGACCCUGACAAGAUGCAUGUCGGGUUCACCAGUCUUCGGGAGUUUGUUUUAGAGCGGCCAUCCCUUCGAGUCGAAGCCCUUCAGGUCCUUCUGGAAUUGACUACUCAUCCAGAUCCUGUGACCAGGCGCGCGGCCAUCAAUACCGUGCGACGAUGGGUUCCCGGCAUUGAACCCAUGGAUAGUAUGAUACGUGACUUUGCUCUUCAAAUAUUGCGCCGCUUACAAAAGCGACCAUCAAAAGAGGAGGUACCAAAAGUCACCGAUGAACAUGCCGGCCCAGGCGAUGAAAAUAUGGAAGAUGGCCAACUUCCCUCCGAGGACCUUAUGCAAACGCCGUAUCUAACGGAAGAACUAGAGUUACCAGCCCAGAAGGCUCACGUACUACAACACGUUGAACUCCUAUUCGCUCUAUCCGUCAAGAUUCCAGAGUUCUUGGAUGAGAUCUUCACGGCGUAUGGCCAAAUGGAGUUAUCCGUUCAAGAAGCGGUUCAAGACUUGAUCACUGCUCUUAUCAAAUCUUUAGGUUCAAGCAAUGGCAAACUAUUAACCCUCAUGCGCACAUGCCCCCCGGGGAGUGAAUCUCUUGCGCUGCGUGUUUUGACGAUCUUUACAGAGCACGGGAGACCGAGCGCGCAGCUUGUAGCAUUAGUGAAAGGUCUUAUUAGUGACCGCGAUCUGGAUGCUCGCUUCCUUAUUCCAAUCAUCGCAGAGAUGGACAAGCCGGACAUACUAAAGUAUCUGCCCCGAAUUGUCUCCAUUCUGAACGGUCAGCAAGAGCCCAAAAACCUGGUUCGGUCUGUAUUCAGCUCCGUUGUCACUACACCUCCGCAAACUUUCGGGACUGUGUCAUCAAAUUUGCCUCGUGUGAGGCAAAGUGAGCUUCUAACGCCGGCUGAGUUGAUGGUGUUACUCCACGAGGCUGAGAAGGAGAUCGGUCUCAAGAGCGCGAUCGAAGCAAUUGGUGUUUGCUUCUCAAUGACUGAUGUCUUCCGCUCGGAGAUUCUUGCUGUGGUAAUGCAACAGAUUGUAGAUGAACCGGUUCUCCCCGUUCUUUUCCUUCGCACUGUCAUCCAGGCCGUCACGACGUAUAGAACGUUGGUUGGCUUCGUGUCCACCACCUUGCUGUCGCGCCUGAUCACCAAAAAAAUAUGGCAAAAUCCUCACCUAUGGGAAGGGUUUAUACGAUGUGCCAAGGUUAUUGCACCGGCGAGCUUUGGCGCAUUGUUGCAACUGCCAAAGGAGCAGCUGCGCGAACUUGUUGAUAAGCAACCGAGCCUGAAGUCUGGCUUGCGAGAGUAUGUCACCAAAAGGGCCGGAAACAAGGCACGAGUGGCUGGUUUCUUGGAUAUUUUUGGUGAGGACGAUGAUGCAUCUCCUGUUGCGCCAGUGACGCCAGAUGUAAUCAUGGCCUCAACUCCUGUGUAGAAUUUUGAGCGCCUGAAUAUUCUUAAGUAUUCUACUAUUUCAUUGGUGUAAUUGUUGCGGACAUAAAGUGUCUUAUCCCCGUGUAUAUUCGGACAGACGGAGUAAUUUCAAUCCCUUGUCCCGGA